Capsaspora owczarzaki ATCC 30864 is the source of this 1498-nucleotide messenger RNA. RefSeq lists its product as hypothetical. The transcript is spliced from 4 exons. The record is from RefSeq and is a predicted model, not a curated record. Gene Ontology annotation, molecular function: protein binding. The coding region runs from base 38 to 1441 and encodes 467 amino acids. NCBI's taxonomy places the organism in Eukaryota, Filasterea, Ministeriida, Capsasporidae.
UUUUUUUUUUUUUUUUUUUUUUUUUGGAAGCGGAACAAUGGAUUUGGUUGCAGAAGACAUUCAACCGAGCGUGAGCAACAGCAGCAAGAACAGUAACAGCAGCAGCAGCAGCAGCAUCAUCAACAACAACAACAAUAGCAGCAGCAGCAGCAGUAGCAGUAGCAGCAAUAAUAGCAGAAGCAAUAGCGGUGCCAACGACAGCGACAGGGUGCCGAGUGAUGACACUCCAGCACCAGCAGCACCAGCAGCAGAGCCCAACGAACAGCCCGCAGACGAGUCUGACGCGGCAGUGAUGCGGGUGGACUUUCUGCAGCUGCUGCCGCGCGAGCUCGGCCUGCUGGUGCUGCGGCUGGUGGGCGAGAGCGACCUGCAAUCGCUGCUGCACUGCGCCUGUGUGAGCCGCCAGUGGAAGGACUUGGCUGAGGACAACCAGCUCUGGCGGAGUCUGUGCGUCGCCUUCGACCGGCCGCUCAUCUGGCGGGACCGCGCGGUUGCCAAGCUCGGCCGUGUGGAGCCCUGGCGCACAACCAUGCGGCGGCGGUGGCAGACACACCAGCGCUGGCGCCGCGGCGAGUUCAACCUGUUCACCUUUCCGGUUUCUUCCAACCCCUUCACGAUCAGCUUCGACCUCGACCAGGUCAUCUCCGGCUAUGACACUGGCGACGUCAUCGUUGCCAAGCUCCCCAGAGGUCAAGCCCUCCCGACGUUCAAAGGCCACACAAUGAGUAUCCGAAGUCUUCGAUUUGUUGGCGACGUGCUGGUCACUGGCAGCGAAGACAACACGUUGCGGAUAUGGUCCAUCGCUUCUGCAAGCUGUCUGCACGUUCUCGAGGCGCACACCUCCAUGGUUGCUUGUGUCCGAUUUGGAAACGAUGGCAUCUUUUGUUCCGGAUCCUGGGAUCAAACUGUCAAGGUGUGGAAUACGGAAGGCCAAAUGCUGUGCAAUCUCAAUCUCGAGGCUCCUGUCAACGCAGUCUAUCUGUUGGGACACUCACUGGCGACUCAUCACACUGAGCUGAUUCAAAUCUACACGCUCUCGUCCGACUACUCAUCAGCAAGUUUACACUCGACAAUGGUGGGCCACUUGGAUGAAGUGUUGUGCCUCCAGAUGGACGAGGAAAAUGUGGUUUCUGGAUCGAUGGACAAGACCAUCCGCGUCUGGCGGAGAUCAGACAGCUCAUGCCUGUCGACUCUCAAAGGCCACUCGCGUCCCAUUAGCUGUCUUCAGUUCAAUCGAGAUCGGAUCGUGUCAGGAGACUGGAAUGGUAGUUUGCGCGUCUGGGACUUUGCGACAUUCACGCCCCUUUACAUACUGAUUGAGUCUGGCCCUUCCAUCUCUGACCUGCAAUUCAAUGAUUCCGUCAUCAUGCUGUCUGCUGAUGAUGCUCAAUCGCGCGUGUGUGAUUUCUCUCGGCUGGAGAAUGAGUUUUUGUUUCUCUGAUGAAUGAAGAUGUUAUUGUUGACAGUUUGUUUUUGCUUUUGAAUCAGUCUAACAGAG